UGUGUUAUACGUAGUUUGAAUAAACGACACCGGGUCGUAUUUUGGCGUCAGUGGCACCAAACACAGCGCCGCCAUGAUUAUUAUUCGUCCGGAGUUCGUGAUUGGCGGCAGUCGGCAUUUGCCUGUGUACGCGGAUGGUUGUUCUAUUGUGUGGUAGUUCGGUUAAACCCUGCGUACCGAAAAUGGCGUAGCAAGGUGGUAUAAUGCCAUUAAAUUUAGUCGUGAUUAGUAUACCGUGAGAAGUUAUGAACAGUGCACGACCGCUUGCUACUUGACUUUUCUCGCAUUUGUAACGAUACCGUCCAUUAAAGAGCUACGUGAUAUUCUCGACGGAGCGCGUUUGUCGUAAUAGCAGCGUGAAAAGUGUGUUGUGUGUUGGUGACUCGUACUGUGAUUUGACAACGGAAGUGUGUUCACGUUCCUCGUGACGUUUCGGAGUUUGAACGAGGUGCGCAGCGUUCGUGGAACACGCGUUAUUCGAUCUUUGUGUCGGGAAACUCAAGGAUGGCACUUGUACUACCGAGAAAACGAGCAUUUUUCCUCGUGACAGCUUGACGACCUCGACUCUAGACGAGUUCAAGAUGGCGCCACCGGUAUUUUGACACUUGCCCAAGAUCCGUCAGCUGGAUUUUACAACCGCCCCGAGCUUCGAUUAUUAUGAGCAGAGAAUUUUACGUUCCUUGUACAUCUUACACUUAUCAGGUGAGAAUGCGUACCAUCUAAAGUAGUCUUGUUCAUUAAUGAGUGCAAUAAGUAAGUUGGAACCCGCAGAAUAUAUGAAAUUUCCAUGGACCCAAGUAAAAAGCUAUUCUUCAUGUGGCAGCGGCGGAGGGUCGACGGAGGGGGUGGUCGGGAGCGUGAGUGGUAGCGGCAGCGGUGGUAACAGCAGCAGCGGCGGUGGCAUGGAUUGCAUGCCCAUACGGCCGGGUCCUUUUCAUUACUUGAUAAGCGAGCAGGCUAAGUCGUUGGUGGCCCUGCAGGAGCUGCAGAAUGAGGUCGGCGCCCUUCUCGAGUUUCGGGACCUCGUCAUCGAGACGUUCCCAAACCUCCGGCACAAGAUGGCCGCGACGGCGUCCGCGGGAGCGUCCGUGAUGUCCUCCUCCUGCGCUCAGAAUUCCCACAUACCGUUGCCGCUGUCCAGUCCUUCAUCCAGAAGGAUCAACGAAUGGGAGCCGGGUAAAGUACGGAGAAGAGUUCCUCGAGAGGGUGGCGAGUCUUCGUCGUCCUCGUUGCCCAGAAGUCGUAGCAAUUCGCACAGCGGCGGAACGAAGAACAACUGUAGCGCCACUGUUCAGGAUUCCGGCUUCAGCACCGAGACGUCGUCCAAGGAUAGCGCCUCGACGGCCAUAGCACCUAGACCGAACAGUCCGAGGCCGACCGUGCUGGACGAGGCUGAGGACGAGUUAUGGAAUCUCCUGGACGUGAUCCAUCGCAAGGGAAUUAGGCUUAGAGAGGAGGUGGAGUGUCUUCAGGGUCGAUUAGAGAGCGUGGCAACCGAGGAUCUUGGCUCCACGGAUAUCUUGGACGCGGUGAGGAAAAUCACCUGUCUGGACGACGAUAGAACGGCGACGGUGCCCACGGAGGAUAUCAACAAGGAUGAGAAGGAUAGAGAUUCGCAGGUGAUAACGCUCAGAAGGGAGAAGGAACAACUGCUGGACAAGGUGGCCGAACUCGAGGCUGAAACUAUAUCGAGUCGGGCUAGGGCGCAGGAACUGCAGUCAGAGUUAGCCGCUUUGUCCGCGUUGAAGACUGGUCUGGAGGAUCGACUGAGGGCUGGACUGAACGAUACUUCCUCGGACAUCCUCGUGCCGGGCGCACAAAGACUGCAACCAAUCGCGCCCGUUGUUUCCUCGCCGAAGAACAACAGUGUUAGCAAUAUUAAGAGUAAGUCAUCGGCUUUCGCGUCGGUCGCGACGUCCGCGAAGGCUCACAAGAGCCGUUUCCGCACGAGGACCAUCGAGAAGAACGUCCUGCUCGACGUCACCGCGCAUAACGAAGAGCUGAGGGACAUCGACGUCGAGGCGAGCGUGAACGAGAGGAGGGCACGUUUGGGAGCGUUGGAUUCCGUCCUUGUGUCGCCGACCAGGGUGGCGAACGUCAAGGACGUCGACUCGAAGAAGAUCGCUGCCAUUCUUCGGGAACGCUCACCUCUCGAACUGCAGCGGCAUUUGAUCACCACUACCGUCCAUAAUCAAGUCCUACAGAAAAGGUUAGAUGAAGUAGAAAAAAGCACAGAAACUCUGUCGGAACGAUUAGACAAGGCACGCGAGGAGAACGACGAUCUACGUUUCCAGCUCGAAGAAAGGAACAUCGAGCUGGAGGGUACUCGAGCACGCGUGCGCGUGUUAGAGAGACUUCAGCAGCGGCCGCCAACGGAAGGAGAUCCGGAGGUGGACGCGGAUCAGCCAAGAUGCGAGCAAAGCGGUCUCGAGCCUGGAAGUAGCACGGAAUCGGCUCGCGAUCAUCAUCAAGCGGUCGAGGUGAAACCAUCACCCCGACGGCGUCCUAGUCGCAUACCUUUGCUGGGUGCCAGUUCGAAAACAACGGCGCCCAGACCGCCAAGCCACGGAAGGAACGACAGCAAAGAAUCAUUGAAGUCGUUAACGAGACCUCCGCGUGAUUCUAGUCGCGACAGUCACGGUGGAAAGUCCCUGUCGAAGGCACGCGACUCGAAUCGUGACUCUCUCGGCAACAAGAGCUUGACGAAGAACAGCAACAACAAUAAUAACAACAACAACGGUAGCAGUAACGGGAACAACAACGGGAACGGAAACAGCAAGGAGACGAACAGGGAGUCCCUGAACAGGUCCCUGCCGCGUAACAAUUCCAGCCGAGACUCCUUAAAUAAAUCCUCCUCGCUGUCCCGAGCCCGAGACUCGCUGGAGUCUAACAACCUCGGCACGUCCUCAUCCCCGGGGACGACUCCUCCUCGACGACCGCCCGCUCCUGCACGCCGUUCCCACAGCUUGGCCCGCGCGGCAACGUCCGUUGAUACCGAGAACGGCAAGAGUUGCACCGAACCACCGAGUUCCUGGUGUUCAACGAACGGCAGCUUCCGACACAGCGACUCCUCUUUGUAUCCGGACUCGUUAAACCAGGAGACGUCAUCGUUGACUGGCACCACAAAAGUGGAAUUCAUCAUCGGCUCGCCGACCAGACGAUUUCGACAAAGCUCUGUCUGGCCACAUCGUUAUUUCGACAGCAUAGAUUCCGCGGCCAUGUUAAACGAAAGUCUUUUGACCGAUGAAUUUUCGCUUCGUCGUGGCGAAGCUCUCGCCGAGUGCGAUUCGCUCGAGUGUCAACCGAUAUCAAACGAGAGCUGAGCCACCGAGUUUAGCGUUUGCCGAAUCGCGUUAUGUUUAAAGAAUCUUGAUAUGCGUUAUUUUCUUGAAUGGAAUUUGGAAAAUUCUUUGUGCUCGAGCAGAGGACGGUAUUGAACGAUAUUGUUCUCUUUAAUUACUUAAUUAUCUUAAUUAAUAUUCUGAAUAAAUUAAACUGUUUCUGGAUUAUUAUGAGGAACGUGGGACGCUCAAGCUCUACUUAAAAGGUAAAAAUUAUUGCAAGAUGUAGUGAAAAAUUGAAACAUUUUAACUAAGGAUGAUAGGAUAACUUUAUUCAGUAAUCUAUAAAUUAAAACAUUAGCGAAUGAAGUUAUUAGUGUAUCUAAUAUAAUUUUUAUUAAUCUGACAGAGAAGGGGAUAUACGAGAUGUAGGUAAUAUUUAAUUCUCUUAAUACAAUAAUUGGAAGAUAGUAUUCUGUAGUAAUAAUCAGUAUUGUGGAAACUAAAAGAAGAAAAUAGAGUUGACUUAAUUUGUACAUAUAACGAGAAAGAUUUAUAGAUGUAUUAAGUUUGAAUGAAUUGAUAAACAGUUUUGAGAAUCUAAAACAGAAGAAUAAAGAAUGUAUUUUAUAUUAUUUGGAUAGGCAUUAAUUUUAAUCUUUGUGAUAUUUACAGAUGUAUGCUUAGGUUUUACUCUCUGCAAAUAUUCACAAACAUUGUGGAUCCGAGUGAUUGGAAAAUAUAUAAUUUUUCAUAAUUUGUUAUAAAAUUUGUACAAUAUAUUAGCGAAGAAUUAUGUACAUAGCAGGUUGAAAAUAUCGAAGUGUUUGAAAUUCAGUAUUCAGUUUUUAAAAGUAGGCAUUAUUCGAAAAUAAAAAACAAUCUUUUGUGUCGUUCAGAUUAUUUAUAUUGUUCGAAUUCUUUUAAUUUUAAAAAUUAUUAAAGACAGGUAUGCAGAAAGGAAGCAGAAAUAUUUCACAAAAGAAUAAAUUGAACCACUUAUAAAGGAAACUAGAUAAAGAAGCAUAAAUUAUAAAAAAAUAUCAAGAUUCUUUAACAUAUAAUAAAGCUUUUCACUCUAAGGGAUUAAAACAGGGAUUUACAUAAUCUUCUUUUCAGCAUUUUUAAAAAAAUCUUAUUUUGCAUUUUGUGUGCAUUUUUAUCUUACAGAUUGUUUUGUAUCCAUUUUACGUAUUUCAGACGCCGUGGAAUUGUAUCUGUAUGUUUUUCGACUUAACAUCUAACAAAACGUUUGCUUUUAUUUGUUCAAAUAUCUUAGAUGUUUGCAUUAUAGAAUGGAAGAUUAAACAUGAUACACCGAUGUGUGUUCAUUUGCAGUACAUUGAUGUGUAAAAGUUUCGAGUGAAAUUUUCUUUGUAUCCUUUUUUUUAGCCUUUCGACGAAUGAAUUUAACUUUUAAUCGAUCCGGUUGAAAUCAUUGUAAUCCGAGAUAAUGGUUGUGAAAUUUACUGUUUUCUCAAUUUUUUACUUUGCUUUUUUUGUUAUGAAUGGAGACACUGUCGGUGAAUGAACAAUAAAAGUCGAGGAUAUUUAAGUACACUUUUGAUCAAACCGUUUCUAUAAAUAUCAACUAAUAAUUUAAUGCAUUACCAUUCUCAUUGCAAUGUAUAAUAUUUCAUAACAAUUCGUUAGUCAUCUAUAUUCAAAAAGAAGAAAGAAAUGGUUAUUUUCAAUAACGUGCAAUUGUUUCUAUGAAUUAAGCGUUACUUAUAUGGAUUUAUAAUAUUAAUUUAUAUAUUAUCAUAGUUAUUUGAUACCUUGAAAAAAAAAAUUAAGAAACUGUAUCAGCCUUCAAUUUGAAAAUGAAUAGAAAUAUUUAUUACAGAUUAUUAAAAUAUGAUACAUUUUAUUUUGCGAAGAAGAUUCUACGAUUAUUCGUUACAACUGAAUAUAUAAUAUUGAUAUAUAUUAAAAUCGAAAAUUAUUUCUGUUGAAAUAAUUUCUUUAAAUGAUUUCGUUUCAUUAUUAUCAUUAUUAUUAUCGAUCCAAUAAGUAUUCGCUCAAUUUUGAUGAAUUUAAAAUGAAUCUUUUCUGAUUAUGUAAUAUAGAAAAAAGAAAAGCAAUCAUGUAUACUUAAACUUCAAGAAUGAGUUUGUUCGACAAACUUUUGAUUACUUGAUAGUUAUUUCCAAUCGACCGUAUAAAUGAAGUUUUCUUUUUAAAUGUAUAUUUCAGUGCAUGUUAUAUUUGUAUCUUUAUAUCUUAAGACUGCACCUAUCAGCUGAUAUGAUAAUUGUCUUUGUUAUCGUCGAACUGUCAUUUUUUUUCUUUUACGGAACUAACUACGUAUCGGUAUAAUGAAAUUAAUUUAAUAUUUAUAGCGUUUACACAACAAGAAGAAAUGAUAUUACGACCGUUAGCACAUUCCAUGCUGCAAAAUCAAAGAUUAACAAUCUUGUAUUCCACGUUAGCAUUUUGUACCUUUCGUUAAAACUUGCGUUGUGAUUAAUGUAACUUAUUUAUUGUGUGCGUGUGAAACGUAAUUCGAUUUUGUACGUACUCUCAUCGUCCUUAACGAGGGACAUUCGUGGAACGUCCCUUUCGAACAAAAAUAAAAUAUAUCCCUUGGGACUUUAUCUACGAGUUUAAAAAGGGGAAAACGAGACGAAAUAAACAUUUGUGUGGGUGUAAAGAUUGCCUGGAAGCUUGUUUAGAAUCACAUAUCACGCGAACUGCCAUAAAAGAAAACCGUAUCUUCAUUCGUAUUCAUCAAUUCUAGGACUUAACAAGCUGUCGGAUGAAAAAUCCAAAAUCGUAACUCAUCUCUAAAGAUAUUCAAAGCAUUCCUUUCUAAGAAACAUUUCUUCUGUCAAGAAUUUUUACUAACAUUUUAUAUGAAGUACAUCGUUCCCGAUUUUGUAUGUUUCAAGGAAUUAUGAGGUGAAUUUUAGUGACAUGGAUUUACAUUUUCCUGGACCAAUUUAGUGACUGGCAUCGCUAAUUAGAUGUACAAUAGAAAGAUAUUAGAUUGAAUGGUAUUACUAUUGUAUUAGUAACGCGAGGUAGCGAAUUGGAAGUUUGGACAUUGAAAUUUUAAUUAUUUGAAAUAGGAAUAGUUAAUUUUUGAGUUUCAAAGUUUUAGAUUUCGAACGUUCCAAUUUUAAGCCUUGAAACUUUGAAAUUUCAAAUUUCAAGCUUCCAAAUUUCAAGAUUAGAAAAUUUUUAUUUUCCACUCGACAUCAAUAUUAUUACUAUAAUAGUAAUGCUGUCUAAUUCUUCUUUUCUUUCCUUCUACUAAUUACUCAGUUACAUUGCAUUUGAGGUGUCAUAGCAAUCAAUAUGUUAACUAAUUAAAAUAUCAAUACCUCUUACAAGAACUGUCUACUUUCUCUUCGGCAAUCAACAUGCUAAUGUCAAAAUCUAAAUAAAUUGUUUCUUUAAGAAAAUUAUUUCAAAACUAACCGAAGUCCUUCGAAAGAAUAGAGAGAGAGAGAGAGAGAGAUACGUAUGAUAGCUGAUCGAAGAAUAAAAAAAAGUGAAGAUUAAUAAAAAAGCGGACGUGAUUUUAAUCCUAAACGUAGCAUGUUUGAUCUAUCGUUAACGACUCGACGAAACACUACGUACCACACAGUUCCUUGCUUCAACCAAUUUCGUUAUUUAUACAAAGAGGAAAAAGAAAAUGAUGAAAAAGUAAGGGAAAUAUAAGGUGGCGACUACGAGAACAUCGAGCUUGCGUUUAAUCACGUAAUCAAAUGUAAAGAAAGAGAAAAUGCGUGAUACUUGUGAUCAACAUAUAGCCGAGUUCUCGUAUAGGACUGACAGACUUUACUUAUAUAUAUAUAUAUAUGUAUAUUGUAUUAUUGUUUUAGUGCCUAACUAUUUUUAUGCGACUAGAAGAUACCAAAACCGAAACAGUGCGUGACUUGUCGCGACGAUAAUGGUGGUUUUCCUUUUUUAUUUCUGUCGUCGCGAUUCGACGAAAUGAAAACGAAUAUACAGGAUGUUUCAUAAGACGUGGGAUCAAUUUUAGCCAUAACUUAUCAAUACAAAAUCAAUGAAAAAAUUUUUUAUUGAAUUUUUUAUCAAAAGCCCCAUCGGGGAUUUAGGUACUUAACCAUUGUUCUGUUAGAAAUAAUUUUCAAUUGCAGUUUAUUCAACUUAAUUUUGAAUUAAAGUUAAAUAAAAUUCUGAUCCCCCAUUAGUUAGUCUUACCCACAAGUUACAGUAUUUUGUCUCUUCAAUAAAUUUCAAGAAAUCUUUUAGUUUAUAAAUAAAAUAAUUAUUCAGAAAUAGUGUUUCCAGCGGCAUCAUAAAUCUAGCACAAAUUGUAACUCGAUAAUUCCUAUUAGCUGUAAGUAAUAUAAAAUCUAGAUCAUGAUUGACCCAACCACCAUUAUUCGAGGGUUGAAAUGAAUUACACUAUAAACUUUCAAUUUAUCAUUCAGAAAUAUUAAAAUAGAAAAUGGCCACAACUUUGAAGGGAACUCAAAUAGAAUACAUAUUUGUAUGAAAUUUUUUCAUUGGUUUUGUCCUCUACGUUGGUUAUUAAAAUGAUUCUUAUGUGUUAUGAAAUAUACUGUGUAUAUACGAAUGAAAAAAAUGCUCAGAUACCAAUAACGAACGUUCGUGCACACAGCCGGCGGACAAAUAUCGUGUGCCGACUGGAGGCUAUUAUUUUUAUACCUUUAAUUAACGACUGUGAGAACGAGAGCGAAGAGAGUGUUGUGAGCGUACCGCGUUUGACGUUAGCAGCUUCCUUUUCUUCUCGAUGAUAGUGAUUUUAUCGUCGUUGUAUUAUACUUUGAUUUCUAGGCUUACAGAGUCGAGCCAAGCCAUUAAGCUCGGUCUCGUCGAUGUUGGAAAAAAUUUGAUCGCACCAACUGGACGAUAUUUGUAUAUGUACAUACGGUACGGCAUUUGUGAAUUAUUUAAAAGUUAGAUGAAAUGUACAGGCGAAUCUGUGUAACGAUAUCCGCGACAAUGUGAUCCGAUUAAUAAAUACGAUAUUACGUA
Molecule: messenger RNA, 8255 nt
Organism: Osmia lignaria (orchard mason bee)
Lineage: Eukaryota; Metazoa; Arthropoda; Insecta; Hymenoptera; Megachilidae
Gene: jvl
Product: javelin-like
Source: RefSeq, a predicted model, not a curated record